Dreissena polymorpha is the source of this 3250-nucleotide messenger RNA. RefSeq names its product fibrinogen C domain-containing protein 1-like. The coding region runs from base 114 to 2096 and encodes 660 amino acids. The record is from RefSeq and is a predicted model, not a curated record. The transcript has 6 exons. NCBI's taxonomy places the organism in Eukaryota, Metazoa, Mollusca, Bivalvia, Myida, Dreissenidae.
UCCGUUUUAUACUCAGAAGCAUUCUCAUUAAAUGCAAGGCAGUUCACGCUAGAGACACAUGCAGGGGAGUCAGUUUUUAACAGCGUUUACAAUAAGAGUACAGGAAUAGAAGCAUGUCUCUUCUUGUUUAUUUUCUUGGAUCGUUUGUUUUGCUUUUCCAAGGCGGACAAAGUGAAUUAACAUGGUACAAGAUGCUCUCUGCACGACUGGACGAUAUCGUGUUUGAUAUGAGGUCAAAAGAUAAUUCAAUUACAACACAGGUUCAGGAACUCAAGACUAUGGUGACCGCGACAAAUCAGCAGUUGGCCUCUUUUGAAAAGAGGCUCAGUGCGGUGGCUGAGUUGGUCGCUGUUGAGGAGAGAUUCGCUAAUAUAGACAACCGUUUGAAAGAUGUUGCAGCGGCGGAGGCAGGGAGACGGACGCAUCUGUUGAGACGAGGUCUUGAGCAGGAAAAGGCGGCAACGAUGACAAGAUUUGAAUCUCUACAGAAGAAUCAAGAGAAAAUCCUUUUGCGGAUGGAUGAUAUAGAAAGGUUUCAAGGUGCAAUAAUGACGCGGGCAGAUGAUAUGUAUACUCAAUUGAACGAAACGCGAAUUCAGAUAUCUAAUGUAGAAAAUGAACUGUAUGUUACUGUUUAUAACACAAGUAACUUAUUUGAAAGUGUUGGUACUCUGGAAAAUAUGCAGGUAGCGAUGAAAGGGACUGAAGAAAAAAGCAGUGCGUUGGUAGCAGCGAUGGAACAGGAAGUAAAAUCUACGCAGCACAACGUUCAGAAACUCCAGUCACAGGUUCAAACCCUCGUUGAUACGCAAGAGAGUCUUCAGUCUAAGACAAGGACUAUCGAAGCAAAGGUCGAUACGACACGCGCGGAAAUAUCUCGGCUGACUGAAGACAAAACGAGAGCGCUGAUAGCGGUCAUUGAAGAGCAAGUUAAGUCAACGCAGAACAACUUUCACACACUCAAGUCUCAGGUUCAAACCCUUGUGGGAAUGCAAGCGGAUCUUAAAUCCAAGACAAUGAGUAUUGAAGCACAGGUCGAUACGACACGCGCAGAUAUAUCUCGGCUGACUGAAGACAAAACGAGAGCGCUGAUAGCGGUCAUUGAAGAGCAAGUUAAGUCAACACAGAACAACUUUCACACACUCCAGUCUCAGGUUCAAACCCUUGUGGGAAAGCAAGCGGAUCUUCAGUCUAAGACAGGGACUAUCGAAGCACAGGUUGAUACGACACGCGAUGAUAUAUCUCGGCUUCAGCGUAUCGUAUCAGUGGACGGACAAUGGGGUGCAUGGACUUCAUGGUCUCUUUGCACAUGGUCUCACCACUGCACUCAGACACGGACUCGAGCUUGCAACAAUCCAGCACCGCUACAUUUCGGGAGAGAUUGCCCCGGUCUUACGACACAAACGCAAGAAUGUAACACAUCUUCAUGUGGAGGGAAAGAUUGCACCGAGCUUCUGAGCAGAGGUGCCCCAAAGCGAAGUGGUGUCUACAACAUUACCACCCCUCUAUCUCACACCAAGAUACAGGUGUUGUGUGACAUGGAGACAGACGGGGGAGGCUGGACGGUCUUUCAAAAGCGGUUCAAUGGCAGUGAAGAUUUUUAUCGGAACUUUAGUGACUAUGAAAAGGGCUUCGGAACUGUUUACGCAGAACACUGGCUGGGUCUUAAAUACAUUUACGAGAUUACAACGCGUGGUUCCUACCAACUCCGUGUAGACAUUGUACGUUCGAACGGAAGCAAGGGAUACGAUGUGUACGGGGGCUUUAGUCUUUCGCCUGGAACGAACUACACACUGAACGUUGGGUCACGUGUACGAUCCGAUGGUCUUCUCAACACAGACUACUCAUUUAGUGAUGGAGCCUCUUCAUGGGCACCGGUCGGAAAUGCCUUCAGUACGUAUGAUCAUGACGUUGACCGUCUUUCGGGGUUCAACUGUGCAGCAGAGUAUAAAGGGGGCUGGUGGUACAAUGACUGCUAUAACUACAUCAAUCUGAAUAGUCUUUACCGACCAAAACUAAAUAGUUGGAUAGCCAUGAUUUAUGACUCUGACUACGGUCUUGCUGCCAGCACCAUGAUGUUUAAAAGUGUGUCAUAACAAUGCCUCAUAUCAACUGUGUAUAUUAAUCAUUUACACCACCUAAUAAACCUUCUCAAUACGACCAUAAAUUGUGCGCACAGAUCUUAAUGUCACAAACUAUACGUUGCAAUGUCUCUUAAGCUUGUUUAAAAUAAAGACACUAUAUAGCUGAUACUCGUUUGGGUUUCAAGUCAUAAUGAACUGAUUGCAAUGGUUAUUGUGUUCUGAUUUUUAUAUAACCGUUUAGUAUUUAAAUAGUAAGGCAAUAGAAAUGCAAUGUCCUUUAUAGCUUAUCAAUUUGGUGUGUGAUGCUAUAAGGUUAAUACGUAUGCGGAUUUCAAUGUUAUGUGAAUACUUAUUGACCAAUUGUGAAGUUUGGAACUCCUUAAAACCGGUUUAAACCCUCGGUGCUUUUGUAUUGAGCAUUCCAAGGCGGUGACCCCAGAGUUGUCCAUGAUAUUUGUGCUGUUGUAAUGAUAUGCGUAUCUUGUAUUGUACAUUUGUUUAGUAUCUCUCUGUUUUGCAACUGAUUCCUCGCCAUAUAUAUAUACCCCAUUGUAUAAUAUAAGAUUUCUCUCCUUCCUUCCUGUGCAGCUGAAGUUUCAUUCUAUGUGUAUGACACCUGGCAAUAAAGUUAUUAACACGCUAUGAUAUCAAUUUGUGCUGUCUUCAAGGAUUCAUUAUCUCGACAUUUAUGACACUGAUUUAAUGACAUUUUGUUACAAGUUGAGCAACAUUUAACCUCAUAAAAUAUAUAUUCUCAAAUAUUCACUACCACAGGGUGGAGUUAUGAAAUAAUUACCGUGUUUAGUUUUCGGUUUUUCCGGAAAUGUUUCGAUAUAUAAUAUUGCUAUUGAUGAGAACAUGAGAUUACGAGUGUACGUACGUUUGUACCAGGAUCUUUUAAAUUUUGAUAGAUACAUGUGUAGAUCACGAACACCCAGUUUAAACGUAAAGUAUCGUACCUGAUUAGCCUGUGCAUUAAGCCCCGUUUUCACAGAUCGACACUCAUAUCGUUGUUAAUCUAGCCAAUUUAUAGCGCCGAAAGAAGUACAUGUACUCGAAUCGAUAUUGUAUCAUGUUUUAUUGGAGAUAAUGCCAUAAACACUUAACAAGUAAGAUGCUUUGUAACUAAACAAUGGACAUAAGAAUAAACUGACAAACAUGCGUCA